Drosophila eugracilis is the source of this 2310-nucleotide messenger RNA. RefSeq names its product ADAM 17-like protease (gene Tace). Gene Ontology annotation, biological process: Notch signaling pathway; membrane protein ectodomain proteolysis. Gene Ontology annotation, cellular component: plasma membrane. The transcript is spliced from 10 exons. Bases 49 to 2247 code for a protein of 732 amino acids. Gene Ontology annotation, molecular function: metalloendopeptidase activity. Lineage: Eukaryota; Metazoa; Arthropoda; Insecta; Diptera; Drosophilidae. The record is from RefSeq and is a predicted model, not a curated record.
CACUGCUAACGGUAAAAAUCGAUAAUGCAGAAAUAGCGGGCGAAGAAAAUGUUUACAAAAUGCAUUAGUUUCUGUGGUCUUGCUUUUAUCUCCGUUUUCUUCACCUGCCUUAUAGUCGAGAACUGCGUGGCCCUACAAAAGACGCUGCGCCACUACGAGAUAUUUCACAAGGACGAUGUGGUGCAUAGGGUGGUCAAAAGGGGUGCUAAGCACAGCACGAAUCCCUUUAACAUUAUCAAGGAGGUAGAAUUUACUACGCUAGGAAAGAACUUCCGGCUUAUUUUGCAUCCACAUAGGGAUGUUCUGCAUAGUAAAUUCAGGGCUUAUGCGGUGGAUGCGGAUGGAAAUGAAACGGUGGUGCAUAUGGAUCACGAUAGCUUCUACUCGGGUAGAGUGUUUGGCGAGUUGGAGUCCUCCGUGCGGGCUCAUAUCGAAGACGGUACUAUGACCAUGUCCAUCCAUUUGCCAGAGGAAACCUAUCACAUCGAGCCCUCCUGGCGGCAUCUUCCCGAAGCCAAGAAGGACACUAUGGUGGCCUACAAGGCCUCGGAUGUAAAGGUGCAUAAAAACGAGGAAGGUGCAAGCCCAAAAACCUGUGGUUAUAUCAAGGAGGGACUUGAAUUGGAGGACAAGGAGCAAGGGGAUACCCUGGAUAAUGAGCUGCAUACAAGGGAGAAGCGUCAGUCCGAUCAAUAUGAAUACACGCCCACCAAGACCCGAUGUCCUUUGCUCCUAGUGGCAGAUUAUCGAUUCUUUCAAGAAAUGGGCGGCGGCAAUACUAAGACCACUAUUAACUACUUGAUAAGCCUUAUAGACCGGGUGCAUAAGAUCUACAACGACACUGUAUGGCAGGAUCGAUCGGAUCAGGAGGGAUUUAAGGGAAUGGGCUUCGUCAUCAAGAAGAUUGUGGUGCACUCAGAACCUACGAGAUUGCGAGGCGGCGAAGCUCACUACAACAUGAUCCGGGAGAAGUGGGAUGUGCGCAAUCUCCUGGAGGUCUUCUCCCGGGAGUACAGCCACAAAGAUUUUUGUCUAGCCCAUCUCUUUACCGAUCUCAAGUUCGAAGGCGGCAUUUUGGGCUUGGCUUACGUGGGCUCUCCGCGUCGCAACUCAGUGGGCGGCAUUUGCACUCCAGAAUACUUCAAAAAUGGUUACACACUGUAUUUGAACUCGGGUCUAAGUAGCUCCCGCAACCACUAUGGACAGCGGGUUAUUACCAGAGAGGCGGAUCUGGUCACGGCCCAUGAGUUUGGGCACAACUGGGGCUCCGAGCACGACCCUGACAUUCCCGAGUGCUCACCCAGUGCCUCGCAAGGCGGCAGUUUCCUCAUGUACACGUAUUCUGUCAGUGGCUAUGACGUGAAUAACAAGAAAUUUUCUCCCUGCUCUCUUCGUUCCAUCCGAAAAGUGCUCCAGGCCAAGUCGGGGAGGUGUUUCUCAGAGCCGGAAGAGUCCUUCUGCGGCAAUCUGCGAGUUGAAGGCGAUGAACAGUGCGAUGCUGGCCUUCUGGGCACCGAGGACAAUGAUUCUUGCUGCGACAAAAACUGCAAGCUGCGCCGGAAUCAAGGAGCCAUGUGCAGCGACAAGAACUCUCCGUGCUGCCAGAACUGCCAAUUUAUGGCUUCCGGGAUGAAGUGCCGCGAAGCUCAGUACGCCACCUGUGAGCAGGAGGCUCGUUGCACUGGCGCCCACGCCGAGUGUCCCAAGUCCCCGGCCAUGGCGGAUGGAACCACCUGUCAGGAGCGCGGUCAGUGCAGAAAUGGCAAGUGUGUGCCGUAUUGUGAAACCCAGGGUCUGCAGAGCUGCAUGUGUGACAUCAUCGCGGAUGCCUGUAAGCGUUGCUGUCGCAUGAGCAUAAAUGAGACCUGCUUUCCGGUGGAACCACCAGAUGUCCUUCCUGAUGGCACACCCUGCAUUACAGGAUUCUGCAAUAAGGGUGUCUGCGAGAAGACAAUACAGGAUGUGGUAGAGCGGUUCUGGGACAUCAUAGAAGAGAUAAAUGUGGCCAAAACGCUGCGAUUUCUCAAGGACAACAUUGUCAUGGCAGUUGUUCUUGUCACUGCAGUCUUUUGGAUACCCAUCAGUUGUGUAAUUUCUUACUUUGAUCGCAAGAAACUGCGCCACGAGAUGAAGCUAAUUGAAUGGAGCCAGAAACUGGACCUUAUACAUCCUAGUGAUGAACGGCGUCGAGUGAUUCAUAUUCGAGUACCACGACAGAAAAUCUCGGUUGCCCGAGCCUGUAACUAGCACAAAUUACCCGGCGGGUUCCUUUUUUAAAUCUUCCGAAAGUAUUCUUCUCAAAACUGCCAC